Diplodia corticola is the source of this 1974-nucleotide messenger RNA. RefSeq names its product gnat family n-acetyltransferase. Gene Ontology annotation, molecular function: acyltransferase activity, transferring groups other than amino-acyl groups. The record is from RefSeq and is a predicted model, not a curated record. Bases 1 to 1974 code for a protein of 657 amino acids. The transcript is spliced from 9 exons. Lineage: Eukaryota; Fungi; Ascomycota; Dothideomycetes; Botryosphaeriales; Botryosphaeriaceae.
AUGGCCAUUGGUUUCCGGUUUACUUACGCAAUCACGCGACCUUAUCCUUUUCGCUACUUCACGGUCAUUGUAGCAGUCAUCUUUAUUGUCAUGACAAUCAUAUUCUCGCUUUUCAAUACCGUUGUCGCUGGAUAUGACCUUCGCGUAUCCUACUCCACCAGCCCCAACACUACCACUGAGCAAAAGCUUUGGUACGAUAACCGCUUCUUUGCGGGGAUUAAGAAACUGUCGCCAAGCUGCGAGCCAAAGGAAAUCGGCAUCAAGCAAUCGUUCAACACUGACAAGAAUGGUUUGAUUUAUACUCUAAACAAAGUCAAAAACGUCGGAAAGCCCGACAGCCCUACUCUUCCGUCCUUGCUGUACCUUAACAAUCACCUGCAAGAUUGUGAGGUCAGCUACAUCAAGAUAGAAAUGGAAAAAGAAAGUCGCACUGGCCAACAAGUGGCUUGGUCGCGUUGGGGACCAAGUGUGUUUGGAGCGAUAUCUUGCUCGGUAAUAAACGAACUUGGGCACAUGGAGAUCGACAUUACUGCCGAAUACGAUCUCGUACCAGCGAAUGCCGCCAAGCUAUCUCUGGAUCUCAACGACACUUCUUGGGAUGAUGCAGCCAGGCAGAAUCUGUUUCAGUUCAUCACGAGCAACAAUACCCAAGUACCUGCAAUGUGGUGGGCGGAAUCGAUCAUGUCCUACAGCUGGGUUGCUGCAUCACUAGAUAUGUCGACUUACAACAAGGCGCUGGAAACUGGUUUUCAGAAAGGAACAUUCAAUUUCUGGCCAUCUUCCAAUGUUUCCGACUUCUCAGACCUCUCCUUUUUUACCAUAAGCUGGUAUUUUCUUCUAGAAGGAGGAAGCAUCUACGCCAGGCCUGAAGACUUCGAUAUAGAGACUGAAACAACCAGCGCGCAAAACUGGGUCAAGUCUGCCGACUCGCUCGCAAAAGCCUUCUACAGCACCGUGCUCGCCGACCUGGGUAUGGCGGAUGGACCUAAUAUCCUAACGGACGAAGACGCGCUCCGAACAUUCACCAGCAAUUUCAGCAAUGCUGCAACCGAAUGGGUUCCAGCUGGGCCCGCAACAGGUAGCUACGGUUCUUCGCAGCCUGUGACAGGCAAGCCGGUCAUCACCAACUCGACGAUAUUCAACAACUACCUAUGCCAAACACCUGUUCAGAAGGUCCCAGCUUCCUUGAUCGUUUCCGUGUUACUUGCAGACUUGGUCUUCCUCCGUACCCUAUGGUCGGUGAUGAAUUUGGCGGCUACACAUAUUGCGGAGAGCAAAGAUCCCAAAGCCAAUCAAUGCCUUCCAUGUGCCGGUGAAGAGCCAUCGCCACAACCGGAAAGCUAUGAACUCCUUACCAAAAAUGGGGGCUCUGGAUCAAGGGCAGUCAGCACCAUCACCACCUUCGACUUGCUCAACACCACUCGAGAAGAUUGCUUGAAGAGCAAGAUCAUGGAUACCAAACAAUGGCGGCGCCAAAUCGGCGACCAAACCUUCCUCGUCUCGACCGACUCCAGCCUCAUCUCCCGCGACUUCGUGCAGUCAUCUUUCGCCCACCCCGCCAUGUAUUGGGCCGCGGCGCUGGACCCGCAAAGCCUCGAAACCAUCUUGGAGACCUCCCUCUGGUACGGAAUUUACCUCCAAACGCAAGGGUCUUCCACGAGUUCCCAAGGACAGCAAGUAACGCCGAACCCCUCGACGCUCAAACAAGUCGGAAUGGGCAGGAUGGUCACGGAUCACGCUACGGUAUUCUUUCUGACGGAUGUCUUCGUGCUGCCCGAGUACCAGGGAAAGGGGCUGGCGAAGUGGAUGAUGCAGUGCAUCAAGGAGAGAACGGAUGCGCUGCCCGCUGUGCGGCGAGUCAUGUUUAUGGCGAAGAGGGCGCCGCAUGCUAUCAGGUUUUAUGAAGAGGCGUUGGGGGCAGAGGUGCAUGAUCAGGAGAAUGGGGAGGUUGUGUUCAUGAGUACGCCGCAUUGA